AUGAAGAAAAAGAAGCAUCAGAAAGCUCAGGAGGGAGAUAUAGAACCAUUUAAUCAUGCACGUCGACUGGGAUCAACACUUCCUCUGACAAGAUUUCAUCAACAUAUAGAAAAGCCAUCAUCUGAAAUGAUACCGUCUUUUACGCUGGGAGACAUGAUUUUAUCACUGAAAGAAGGAAGUGAUGAGAGUGCUAGAGCAACACUUCAUGAAGCAUUUGGAGAUUGCUACAGUUAUGAGAAAUUCCAAGAGAACAACUCUGACAAAAUGGAUGAAGUAGAUAGUGAUGUAUGUAUGAGUAGUGAAGGGGAAUACAGGUAUGAGAGUAGCUCUUAUGGGAAAAAUUGGGAGUUUUCGGUCUCUAGAAGUCUUAAACAACAAAAGCAUCCGAAGCUUCAGUCUCACAAUAACAAAGCAUCAUUUAGUCACAAAGAAAAUACAAAUCUUUCGCAUCCAGUUAUUUCAAACGGUGUAUUGUUGCCUAAUCAUCAUCCUCAUGUUGUUAAUGCAUGUGUCUCGGAAGAAAUUGUUUGUAAAGAUUUCUCUUUUAGUAAAAAAACAUCAAAAAAGCAUUUAUCAUCAUUGGUUGCAAAGUUUCAUAGUUCUUUGAAAGAAAAAGAUUUUCUUAGUGUUUCGGAAAGAAAAGAAAAAAAAAAUAAAGUUUAUAUACCAAAAAUAUGUGAAGAUAAAGUUAUUGAUAAUGAGUUAUUAUCUGAUUCAGAUCUUUAUGAUAAUGAUGACGGUAUAUUUCAUUUUGAUAAAGAAUAUUCAUCUUCUUUGCAGUCUAUUAAAGGAUUGAAUGAAAAAAAUAGAAGAAAUACGAUUGAUAAAAUCAAAUCAGAUGUCGAAGACGAAAAAACAUGUACUAUUAUUAUUGAAGAAAAAAAUCCUCGAAUAUCUACUUGUUCUAAAAUAGAAGUUUCUCCAUAUAGUGAUAAUGAAGAAGACUUAUUUUUAACGGAAGAUUUUCAAGAUGAAAAUCCUUAUAUACCAUUAUUUAAAACACAAUCAUAUGAAAGAUAUAGUUCAUCUGAUGAUAUUUGGAACUGCUAUAGUUCAUCAUUUGCAUCAUUUGUUUCUGAUGCAAAUGAUAUAACAGAUAUAGACCGAGUUCCAAAUAAAUAUUUUUUUCACAAUGAUCCUAGCAUAUCAGAUCAAAAAGGCGAUACAACAGAUGAAGAUCAGAAUUUUAUAAUGAAAAAAAUUACUCAAAAAAAACAAAAUGAAUGUAAUGCACCUAAUGAUGCCACAGAAAAAGAAAUUUCAUGUUUUGUAGAAGUUACUAACUGCACUUUACCUUCUCAUGAUCCUAAAACAUCUAUAUUAACUAAGGAAAAUAAUUUAGAACCAAAUCAUGUUUUUACAACUGCAUCUUCAACAAUCUCAAAAUCCACAACUCCUAACAUAAUAAAUAAACCUCCAUUAUUGGGAACUUGGACUCGUGAUUUAAGAAGGCCAAUGGGUAUUAUUGAUGGUACCUGCACUAAUAUAAUCGAUCCAACAACAUCACCCUGUACUAUCUUAUCACCAGAAUCAACUAAUUUUUCUCCUUCAUCUAUUCCAAGUUUAAAUGAUAUAUUGGAUACAUCUGCAUUUGUUCAGCUUUCGUCUUCAAACUCUUCUUCAUCUUCUAUUACUAAAAGUUAUUUGUCAGAUUUUUAUCGCUGGGAUAGAAUUCCUAUAGGGACAUUUCGUCGUCAUCAACAAAGAUUUACAAAUACACGUGAAGAACUUAUAAAAGGAGAAUGGUAUGUACUAACAAGUAAAUCAAGACGACAACAAAGCAAUGUUCCAAUUUUGGGGACUACUAUUUGUCGCAAGAAAAAAAGACUACGAAAACAAAAAUAUAAAAAUAAAUUAAAAAACAACAUUGAAUUAUUUGAAGAAGAAGAAGAAAUCGGAAAAGAACAAUGUGGUCUUGGUCUUGGCCCACAACUAAGCCCUCUUUUUAACGGAUUAUCUUGA
Molecule: messenger RNA, 1962 nt
Organism: Pneumocystis jirovecii RU7
Lineage: Eukaryota; Fungi; Ascomycota; Pneumocystomycetes; Pneumocystales; Pneumocystaceae
Exons: 1
Coding region: 1-1962 (653 amino acids)
Biological process (GO): regulation of ribosomal protein gene transcription by RNA polymerase II
Molecular function (GO): transcription coregulator activity
Source: RefSeq, a predicted model, not a curated record